CAUCGUUCUGCACAACUCAGCCGCACCAGAAGCCAGAUGCAUUUCAGACAGAUCAGUUGCUAUUCGGCAACUCGUGUGAGUUAACACGGUCGAAGUGGGGUCGUUGUCGUUCGCGGAUCGAUCCCGCUGGUUCCGACGGAGUUGCUUCGCGAUGAAGAACGAAAAGAUGUUUCACGAGAGGAGUCUCUUGGUGCAGUCGCUGAAAAUUGCAAGUAAUUUGGACCGGAAGAAAUCGCUGUCGACGUCGAUCAUUCCUAGCCAGAAUCGGAACUAUCUGUGCGUCCCGCUAUUGCACAAUGGGCUGCAUCCGCAAAAAGUGUUGGAGGAACCGAAAUCCAUCGAAUACGAGGCCAUUCUCGUCCACUCGCAUAUUCAGAAAACUUCAACGUAUCAAGCGAUCUCGCGCAGCCUGUCACAAUCUACGAUAACAAUACCGGAGAACUACAGUUUCACUUCGGUGCAAAUUCAGUUGUACAGGCGCAGAUGGGUUCUGCUGGCCCUGGGGAUGUUGAGCAUUGCGAUCUCCCAAGUGCAGUGGAUACAGUACAGUAUUGUGUCGAACGUUAUUCAAAAGUACUACGGGGUGCCAUCUGCGUGGGUCGAUUGGACGUCUAUGGUUUUCAUGGUGGUGUACAUAGUAUGUGUGUUUCCUAUUACUUACAUCAUGGAUGUACGAAAUCUGAGGCAAACUGCCGUCAUAGGCUCGGUGGGGACCGCCAUUGGAGCGUGGAUCAAAGUGUUCUCCGUUGGUCGCAAUCAGUUCCAGAUGGUAAUGCUGGGUCAAACGGUGACAGCAUUUUCGCAGGUGUUUCUGAUGAGCAUACCGUCCAGAUUGGCGUCAUCGUGGUUCUCGCCCGACGAGGCGUCCUCGGUGUGCGCUUUCGGAGUGUUUGCGGGGCAGCUUGGUAUAGCUAUAGGAUUUUUUUUCGCUCCCAUCGUGAUUCGAUCUAGCGAAGAUUUUGCCGAAGUGGGUGUGAAUCUAAAAAUCUUCCUUAUGGCAGUGGCAGGGAUAUCAACAAUGAUCGCGUGUAUGGUGAUUGCGGUGUUCAAGUCGGCUCCUCAGUUCGCGCCUAGUCACGUGCAAGCUCUUCAGCGAACGAUGAAACCGAGGAUGCGAGACUAUUGGCCAUCAGUGAUUCGAUUGAUGCAAAAUGACAACUACUUAAUUUUGGUGGUUGCUUACGGAAUCAACUGCGGAAUAUUCAACGCAUUUUCUACGCUGCUGAACCAAAUUGUCCUAAAUUAUUUUCCAAAUGGCGAGGCCGAUGCCGGCCGAAUCGGUUUGGCGCUGAUCCUGUUGGGCUUACUGGGAUCGAUGGUGUUCGGCUAUCUCCUGGAUAGCAUGCACAAAUACAAAGCGACUGCUAUAUGGGCCUGUCGCUUAUCGGCGCUGACUUUAUUUAUCUUUUCACUUGCUCUGGAAACACGAUCAAAAAAGCUCGUUUCGGUGGCAUCGGUAUUUCUUGGCUUCUUCAUGACAGGAUUUCAACCAAUCGGGUAUGAGUUUGCAGCGGAGCUGACCUUUCCUGAACCGGACGGACCAGUUUCAGGCAUCAUGAACAUCUCGACUCAAGUAUUCGGAAUCGUCAUCACUUUGUUCAUAUCCGGUAUUCAGCAAAUGGUUGGCGACUUAUUCGGAAACAUAAUUUUUGCGGCAUUUUUGAUAAUAGAUGCAAAUGUCAUCACGCUCAUUAAGUCCGAGCUGCGGCGGUUAAACACGCAUCGACAAAUUGAGAACCAUGCUGCCCAAGAGCACGCCGAUGAAGCAAUCACUCACUUUGAUGACGACGGAGCCCAGGAGGACGCACCCCUAACGCUAAGGAUAGACAGUAGGAAUGGUGGCGGUAGUAGGUGAUGCGCAAUAGAGAAGAUCGGAUCGUAGUUUAUAAGGUGAGACUGGUGCGUAUGAAAAAAAGAGUGCAAAUGAGAUAAGGUUAUUUGUUCCUCUGAUGGAAGUUAGAAUAGAGUAUGAAUCAUAUCGGUGCCAACGAUAUCUCGAUCAAGGGAAGGACAUUUUGUUACUAAGAAUAAAGUAUAAAUCAAGCGUGUAGAGCCGACUGGAAUUAGACACAGUGUAGUGACGUCAAGAAAUAUAGGUCGUGUGUUUGUGUGUGCUAUUUAUUGAUAUUUGAAGAUGAUAAAUAAACGCAUCACUUCUCA
Molecule: messenger RNA, 2160 nt
Organism: Armigeres subalbatus
Lineage: Eukaryota; Metazoa; Arthropoda; Insecta; Diptera; Culicidae
Product: heme transporter FLVCR2-like
Exons: 3
Coding region: 152-1855 (567 amino acids)
Biological process (GO): heme export; transmembrane transport
Cellular component (GO): membrane
Molecular function (GO): heme transmembrane transporter activity; heme binding
Source: RefSeq, a predicted model, not a curated record